Messenger RNA from Gekko japonicus, 1520 nucleotides. It is a transcript of the gene NFE2, whose product is annotated as nuclear factor, erythroid 2. Gene Ontology annotation, biological process: regulation of transcription by RNA polymerase II. Gene Ontology annotation, cellular component: nucleus. The transcript is spliced from 4 exons. Gene Ontology annotation, molecular function: DNA-binding transcription factor activity, RNA polymerase II-specific; RNA polymerase II cis-regulatory region sequence-specific DNA binding. The record is from RefSeq and is a predicted model, not a curated record. Lineage: Eukaryota; Metazoa; Chordata; Lepidosauria; Squamata; Gekkonidae. Bases 68 to 1324 code for a protein of 418 amino acids.
UCCCAGCAGCCCUCAGUCAGAACAAGAAGCAGCCAGAGACAGAGUGGGCACCCUCGUGGCUUCAUGAAUGUCUGCUCCAGGCAGCUGCACGCUGCAGAUUCGCAGAGCCGGCUCUGAGAACUUUGCUGCCACGGCUGACUUUGGGGGCACCCUGCUGGAGCAGAUGCUGGGCAGGGCCCGGCCUGACAAAAUGCCCCCCUGCCCACCACAGCAAGGCUGGACUCGGGGUACCUACCUCCCCUUGUACAAUCCCCUGGCAGGGGGGGAACCUGGGUCACAGGGGGAGAUGGAGCUCACUUGGCAAGAGAUCCUGUCCAUCUCCGAGUUGCAGGGCCUCGAGAUGCCAAGCGAGAGCUGCUAUGACCCUGCUCUGUGUGGCCUUGUGCAACCAAUGGGACCAGCUUCGAACUACGGGCCAUGCACAGCAACGGGAGACAACUCAGGGUCUGCCUAUGGCCACCCUGCUCCGGCAUAUGAACAUUCAUACCCAGAAACCGUGCCCACCCCCCGUGGUCUAUACAGCUACACAGGCAUGCUGAUCUCUUCCACUCUCCAGCCUCCAGGAGCUACCGCAGCAGGGGGCUGUAAAAGGCUGGUAUUGGAGGGGGACUUGGUUAGUGGUUGUGGACCACAGGGGUCUUGCAAGCCACAGGAGGACCUGGAAUCAGACUCUGGGUUAUCACUCAAUUACAGCGACGCAGAAUCACUGGAAGCAGAGGGGCUGGAGCAGGCGGAGUAUACACCGCUUUACCCUAUGGACCAUACACAAGCCUACCCAAUGUUGGCCCCUGUACCGGAGAUGCCUUUCCCCACCCCACCAAUGGCACCUUUGGAGAAGGGACGGAGCCCCCGUGGGGAACUGGCAGGCAGCCGUGACGAGCGCCGGGCCCUAGCUAUGAAAAUACCCUUCUCUGUUGAAAAGAUCAUUAAUUUGCCAGUGGACGACUUCAACGAGCUGGUGUCACGCUUCCCCCUGAGCGAGCCCCAAAUGGCACUGGUCCGGGACAUCCGCCGCCGUGGCAAGAACAAAGUGGCUGCUCAGAACUGCCGCAAGCGUAAAUUAGAGACCCUGGUGCACCUGGAGCGGGAACUGGCCGAGCUGAGCCGCGAGCGGCAGCGCUUAUUGCGAGACCGUGGUGAGUUUGAUAGGACUCUAGCGCUCACCAAGCAGAAGCUGGGGACCCUUUACCACCAGGUCUUCUGCAUGCUUCGUGAUGAAGCUGGCAACGCCUACUCCCCAGAGGAGUACUCACUGCAGCUCACCCUUGAUGGCAGUGUCUUCCUCGUGCCACGCAACAAACAGCUGGAUAAUAGCACUGAUUGACAGUAUGGUAAACAUACAGGCAGCAACGUGACUGAAGCCAAGAGAUUCCUAGGAGUGACACAAGGCUGUUUUCAAGACCAUCUAGGUCAGGAUUUGAGAUUAUCCAAAUGCCAGGUUUGAAAUUGCAGGGGCCUUCGGCAACUGAAAAUUCAGCCAAACUCUUGCCUUGGAUGUUAUGCCCCUCAUACCCUAUGGU